UCCUCUCCCCACCUUCCUCUCCCCUACUGCGCCCCCGCGCCGGGCGCCCACCCUGUCCUCCUGCGGGAGCGCGGUCCGCGGCGGCGGCCGGAGCGGGCCAGGCCAGGCCGGGGGAUGGCGCUCCUGGACCUGGCCUUGGAGGGAAUGGCCGUCUUCGGGUUCGUCCUCUUCUUGGUGCUGUGGCUGAUGCAUUUCAUGGCCAUCAUCUACACCCGAUUACACCUCAACAAGAAGGCAACGGACAAACAGCCGUAUAGCAAGCUCCCAGGCGUGUCUCUUCUGAAGCCCCUGAAAGGGGUAGAUCCUAACCUAAUCAACAACUUGGAGACAUUCUUCGAAUUGGAUUACCCCAAAUAUGAAGUCCUCCUUUGUGUACAAGAUCAUGAUGAUCCAGCCAUUGAUGUAUGUAAGAAGCUUCUUGGAAAAUACCCAAAUGUUGAUGCUAGAUUGUUUAUUGGUGGCAAAAAAGUUGGCAUUAAUCCUAAAAUUAAUAAUUUAAUGCCAGGAUAUGAAGUUGCAAAGUAUGAUCUGAUAUGGAUUUGUGAUAGUGGAAUAAGAGUAAUUCCAGACACACUCACUGACAUGGUUAACCAAAUGACAGAGAAAGUAGGCCUGGUUCAUGGUCUGCCUUAUGUAGCAGACAGACAGGGCUUUGCCGCCACAUUAGAACAGGUAUAUUUUGGAACUUCUCAUCCAAGGUCAUAUAUCUCUGCCAAUGUAACUGGUUUCAAAUGUGUGACGGGAAUGUCUUGUUUAAUGAGAAAGGAUGUGUUAGAUCAAGCAGGAGGGCUUAUAGCUUUUGCUCAGUACAUUGCUGAAGAUUACUUUAUGGCCAAAGCCAUAGCUGACCGAGGCUGGAGGUUUGCGAUGUCCACUCAGGUUGCAAUGCAAAACUCCGGCUCUUACUCAAUUUCCCAGUUUCAGUCCAGAAUGAUCAGGUAAAUCAGCUGGUUUUUUUCUUUUUAUACUUGGUUAAAAGAAAAAGGGUGGGGGGAGUAAUUUUUACAUGGUCUAACUUGGUAUUUAAAAUAUCUAAAAGUCAAAUUUUGCUUAGUUCCAGAAAAGAGAGUUUAACAUCAUUAUUAAAAUAAAUUUAUUGUAUAAAUACAUUUUCUUUGCUGUGUAACCCUGGAAGCAUUCAAUAAAGAGAUGUUGAGGUGGGUGG
This is a messenger RNA of Leptonychotes weddellii (Weddell seal), 1165 nucleotides long. The record is from RefSeq and is a predicted model, not a curated record. Lineage: Eukaryota; Metazoa; Chordata; Mammalia; Carnivora; Phocidae.